AUGUUCCGCGUCCUGGAAUCAAUCUUAUUAUUAUUAGUCAACAGCGCUAUAAGGGCCGAUGAUUCUUGUAGGUCAGAAUGCUAUCAGGACCGAAUGCCUCAGUGUGGUGUGUGGCUAAUGAAGGAAACAAAUCCAGACGUGGCUGGCACAUAUGAGCUGGGUCAUGGUCUUGUGAAUAUGUCUUGCGAGUUUUCGUCGCUACCAGAGCCGGCGGUAGUAACGUGGCUUCACAAGGCACCAAAUUCUAUCAGCUGGGUCGACUUUGCCUGCUCCAAUAAGGAUGAAACGAAACAGUGCAGGGAAACCGAGCAUCGAGUCAGAUCAAGGUGUUUACUACGAACGAAUUCGCUAACAAUGACAGGUGCCUAUAGAUGUCAAGCAACCACUCCGGAGCAGAAAAACAAAGCUAUCAGCUCUGAGUUCAAUAUCAAUGUGGUCGGAAUAGAAAAAGUCGCAACAGUACACCAUCAUCUACCGUUUGGCCAUCUAGGUUACAUAGAAGUAGAGGUGUGUGCCAAUCCCAAACCAGAGAUCUUCUGGUUGACUCCUGAUGCGAUCAUUACACCUCAUGUAGGAGGAAGUUCUCAUGUUUCGGUACGUCUGCAUAGAGAUGGUCCCGCAACGAUUGUACCGUACUGCUAUACUUCACGGUUAUUAAUACGGAACGUAACAGAAUCAGAAGAAUUCCAGUUGCUGGUGAAAGGAGAAACGGAAUCACGGACUGUUAACCUGCCGAUC
This is a messenger RNA of Haemonchus placei, 738 nucleotides long. NCBI's taxonomy places the organism in Eukaryota, Metazoa, Nematoda, Chromadorea, Rhabditida, Trichostrongylidae. The record is from the annotation of a GenBank genome assembly.